GUCGCAUAGCUGAGUUAUUUUUUUUGGUUUCUUUUGAAAAUGUUUCGUUUCACGUUUCGUCCGAAAUUGCAACAUUUUCUGUGCCUAGUGAUAUUUAUUUAUUUGUAUGUACUCAUCGAACACUCAGUUCUGCAUAAUGAACGCCUGCGCGAUGAUCUGAAGCUAAUGCAGCGGCAACUCUUCUACCCAAAGCCAAAUCCGCACUGGAACUAUAACAACAGCUGGCGACGCAUCGGAAAUGCAUCGCUAAGGCAUGAGAUAUAUGCCGCAUAUUUCGAUGUGCGCACGGAUAUUAUAAGCGGCGUAAGGCUGGACGAGGAGAUGACUGUUGGUUCAGUACGGAUUUUUGCAAUUUUGCCGGUGCGUCUGCGUGACUCGCGGCUGAGCUGCAUUGUGCGCUUCGCGGAUUUCACCAGCUACGAGAUUGUGGCCGAGGAGGCGGGCGCGAUGCGCGAUGUGCACAACAAUACCUUUGCGGCAUGGAGCAUUAUGUGCCCGCUGCAUGUGCCAAAAAAGUCGCCAGUGCGCCUGCCCCAAGCUGUUGCGCUCAGCUACGCAUCGAAUCGGCUGAGUCACUUGAGUCCCAGCUACGUGCAAAUCAGCUAUCCGCGGAACAUGUCGGAGCUGUUUGCCAAGUCGCGACGCACGAUUUCCGUGUGCGUCGGCCCAUUGCAGGAGAACUACUCGAAUGUGCUGCGCCUGGUAGAGUUCGUGGAGAUGUAUCGUCUGCAGGGCGCGACGCACUUCUACUUCUACUACGUGGAGGCCAGCGAGGAGGUGCGCCGCGUGCUGGCCCACUACCAGCAGAAGGGGCUGGCCGACGUGUUCGAGUGGAAUGUGCAGGCGCAUCUGCAUGAUCUGCACUAUGCGGGCAUCGUGGCGCAGUUCAACGACUGCGUCUAUCGCGCCAAUAUCGUGGACAAUCAUCGCUAUGCGGCUGUGGUGGAUCUGGACGAGGUAAUGAUGCCCCUUAAGCACAACUCCCUGGCGGACUAUCUGCGGCAGUGCGACGAGGGACGCACCUCGGGCUUUGUCUUUCGCAAUGUCUUCUUCUACAGGCGCGACAGCAAUGACACCUUCAAUGCCCCGGCCCAUCUCAUGAAUCGCGUGCUCUACACCCAGUCGAAGGUCCGACGCACCCUCGAGGUGCUGCCCGCGUAUGUGCGCAGCAAGGUGGUGGUCAAUGCGCGCUCCAUUGUGGAGAUGGGCAACCAUCAGGUAUACCGCUCGGCGCCAGGCUAUGUGGAUCACAUUGUGCACCAGUCGGUCGGCCUGCUCUUCCACUAUCGGGACAAGUGCAUCAACUGCAAAAUGGUGCUGAUAGUCGACUAUACGGCGCGACGCUUCGGCUCGCUGCUCUUUGAUCGCGUCGACGCCACGUGCCUGGAGGUCUUCAUGGAGCGGCACGGCAUUUGCACGCUGGCGUAGCCGUCGUCGUCCCUGGCAUGGGCUAUGCCUUAUCGCCCGCGUUAACGCCCACCAAAUGAGCGCCGAGCGCUCGACAAAUUCCGACUAUCCAGCGGCCAGUCUUGUGUUAUCCAUUGCGGCCUCAACAACAACAACUGCAGCAUGCUUAAGUUCUGUUCGCUGCGUCGCGGGGGGCAGCAGUCGAAGCCGCCCCCGCUGCCCGCCAAACGUGUGUCCAAAAGUGUAUGAGAAGUUUAGUUAUUGUAGUACCUAAGUUUAAAUGUGUGCGCCUUGUGCUUUUGUUUACAUUAAAUAAUAAAUU
Messenger RNA from Drosophila novamexicana, 1729 nucleotides. RefSeq lists its product as uncharacterized. Lineage: Eukaryota; Metazoa; Arthropoda; Insecta; Diptera; Drosophilidae. Bases 40 to 1428 code for a protein of 462 amino acids. The record is from RefSeq and is a predicted model, not a curated record. The transcript has 4 exons.